AUGAGGGCCGGAUUAGUAGUUGGGUCGGUGACGACCAGCGAAUACCUGGUGUUGUAUGUUUUAUUUUGCAUUUUUGCCAGUCUGAUAUCGGGCCCAGUGGGGCGUUCCUCGCCGGUUCAGUGGAAAUGUUGUUUGGGUGGAUGGCUGGAACGCCGCGGCGCAGUGAAUACCGAGCACGAUGUAAAAAUUUCUAUGGGCUUAUUUCUGCCAUCGAAUACAGGAGGCAGCUCUAGUCCAAGGAGUAUUGCUGUAGAUAUUCCGCAACAGCUAGGCCGUCUGCCCUGGUUCUCAGGAAACCGGUUCUCAACUGGCACUAGAGGAGGAUCAUACGUAUUCUCAUGGACAGGAUCUGUCAGUUUUCAAUCCUGGCGCUACGGCUAA
Messenger RNA from Colletotrichum abscissum, 381 nucleotides. RefSeq lists its product as uncharacterized. The record is from RefSeq and is a predicted model, not a curated record. Bases 1 to 381 code for a protein of 126 amino acids. Lineage: Eukaryota; Fungi; Ascomycota; Sordariomycetes; Glomerellales; Glomerellaceae. The transcript has a single exon.